This is a messenger RNA of Meyerozyma guilliermondii ATCC 6260, 366 nucleotides long. RefSeq lists its product as uncharacterized. NCBI's taxonomy places the organism in Eukaryota, Fungi, Ascomycota, Pichiomycetes, Serinales, Debaryomycetaceae. The coding region runs from base 1 to 366 and encodes 121 amino acids. Gene Ontology annotation, biological process: succinate metabolic process; mitochondrial respiratory chain complex II assembly. Gene Ontology annotation, cellular component: mitochondrial intermembrane space; mitochondrion. The record is from RefSeq and is a predicted model, not a curated record. The transcript has a single exon.
AUGAAACCAUCUCUCGUCAGAUUGGUCAGGCCUCGUAGGCCGGAAAGGGUAACCGAUCCCCUUUUGCCGCCCCUCCAGUUGUACAAGAAUAUUCUCAGAGCACAUGCAACAAAGCUCCCUGUUGAACUUCGGUCGUUGGGAGACCAGUAUGUGAAGGCAGAAUUCAAGGCCCACAAAAAUAUCGACAAUCCGUUGCAUAUUGUGGGUUUUUUGACCCAAUGGCAAGAUUAUCUCAAGAGCAUUGAUGGCGGCUCGUGGCUAAAUGGCAAGUUGAGCAAGCAGGAACUCGACAAAAUGUCGCCGGAGCAAGUGGGCCAGCUCUACGAGUUGAUGCAAGAAACUCAAAGAAUAGGAAGAGAGAACUAA